Candidula unifasciata is the source of this 1827-nucleotide messenger RNA. The record is from the annotation of a GenBank genome assembly. NCBI's taxonomy places the organism in Eukaryota, Metazoa, Mollusca, Gastropoda, Stylommatophora, Geomitridae.
AUGUCCACCAAGGAACGGGAACAGGCAAGGAAAGAGGUGGCUGUUCUUGCCCAACUAAAACACCCAAAUAUUGUUGCUUAUGUGGAAUCAUUUGAAGAGCGAGGGAGUCUGUAUAUAGUGAUGAAUUAUUGUUCUGGAGGUGAUCUGUAUGGUAGAAUCAAUGAAAGAAGGGGCCAGUUGUUUUCUGAAGAUCAGAUUUUAAAUUGGUUUGUGCAACUGUGCUUGGCCGUCAAACACAUUCACGACAGAAAGAUUUUACAUCGAGACAUCAAAUGCCAGAAUAUUUUCUUAACACAGAGCGGAACUGUGCAGUUGGGUGACUUUGGUAUUGCUAAAGUUCUCACAUCGACGGCCCAGCUGGCUCAUACGUGUAUUGGUACCCCAUACUAUCUGUCUCCGGAGAUUGUUGAAAACAUGCCGUACAACAACAAGAGUGACAUCUGGUCUAUAGGAUGUGUGCUGUACGAACUCACCACAUUAAAACAUGCAACGCAGCAGGGUAAUGGUGACAAGUGCAUUCUCAGGCUGUCAUCUCUGAUGGCAAGUUAUCCUCCGAUUUCACCUCAGUUCAGUUAUGACCUUCGAGGUUUGAUUGCCCAGCUGUUCAAGAGAAAUCCCAGGGACCGCCCCAGUGUCAACUCCAUCUUGAGAAAGAACUUUAUUAUGCAGAGAGUGCGAAAGUUGCUGUCUGCACAGGAUUUGGCAGAUGAAUUUAGUCACACCAUCAUGCAUGGUCACAAGAUUGCCAAAGCUCUCCCGCCUGCACCCAAACCUUCUGCAGAUCCUGCGAAAAUGGCAGCACCUGCUACUCCUCGACCAGGUUCUGCAGCCAGAAAAUAUGAUCCUGCGGCCGUCUAUGGUGUGCCACUGAACUCUUCAAAAAACAGAAUAUCAGGAGAGAAGAAGAGACCAAGUACUCCAGGCCGCCAGCUGCCCAUUCCUGGUCAAGCCGAAUGGGAGAAGAAAAUGAAAGAUAGGGUAGAAUUAGAGCAGAAAAGAAUAGAAUUGGAGCAGAAAAGAAGAGCUGAAUUGCAAAAACGAGAACAAGAGAUGAAUGAAAGAAGACUUAAAGACCAUGUUGAGAAACAGAAGAUAGCAAGAAUCAACAAGGCUCGGGAAGAAGGCUGGAGACACUUGGUCAGCCCAGCCCCUGGAUAUGAGGGGAACCGAACUCCUACCCCCAGCAACAAUCAGCAGUAUCCCCCUCGGCCAUUACCAGUUCCAAACCCAAAUCAGAAGAAUGACAGAGACAGAGGCAACUACGAUGCCUACAACGAGUAUUUACAGAAAAUGUACAAAGACAGACAGACCCCGCCCGCAGAUCCCCGACAAGCUGGUAACCCAAAUCAUGUGGAUGUGAUACACAUGGCAGCUCCCAGACUACAGCCGGCAGCUGGCCCACAGCCCUGGUCCCCCGCACCCAUACAGCACUUCAACAUAGGCCCCCUGGGUGUUGCUGUGCCGGCGGCCAUCGACCAAGCUGGCAGAGACAGGCAAAUGGGUGCCCAGGCUGCUCAGCGAGCUCGGGUGGUGGAGGAUUACAUUCAGCGUCAGAGACAAGCUGCCCUCAACAAGAUGAGAGCACAGCACGAUCUCUUCGGCGUGUAUCGGCCACCAUCUGCAGACCGCCGUACUCCAGUGCCAGCGCCAGGACGAGGCUCUAGUCCAAAAAAUCGAGGCGGAAAUGGUGGAGGUGGAUUGAUGGCAAGAAACAAGGAAGAACAGGAAUACCUGGAUAAGCUACGGCAGAUUCGCAUACAGAACAUGAGAGACCGUGGAGCCAUGCCUAGGGUAGCUCAUGCAGCAGACGAUGCAAGUAGGGGCAAG